Molecule: messenger RNA, 280 nt
Organism: Notothenia coriiceps (black rockcod)
Lineage: Eukaryota; Metazoa; Chordata; Actinopteri; Perciformes; Nototheniidae
Product: tight junction protein ZO-2-like
Exons: 2
Biological process (GO): cell-cell adhesion; establishment of endothelial intestinal barrier; positive regulation of blood-brain barrier permeability
Cellular component (GO): plasma membrane; bicellular tight junction
Molecular function (GO): cell adhesion molecule binding
Source: RefSeq, a predicted model, not a curated record
GAAUGUACUGUGUUAUUCCUUUUUCUGUAGGACACUAAGAUGGGUUUCGGCAUCGCGGUGUCAGGUGGGCGUGACAACCCCAACGUGGACAAUGGUGAGACGUCGAUCAUCGUGUCAGACGUGCUGCAGGGGGGCCCAGCAGAUGGAUUACUCUUUGAGAAUGAUCGUGUCAUUCAGGUCAACUCCAUCCCCAUGGACAACGUGCCUCAUUCCUUCGCUGUGCAGUCCCUCCGUAAAUGUGGUAAAGUGGCUAAAAUAGUGAGUAUGAACCACACACAAG